AUGUUGAUUGCCGGGUCGGCCUCCAAACGCUUUGAGAAAGUUUUCAUCUCGUAUUUCUCGCUCUUGUGUCGAGAAAUGUUCUUACGCAGCUUCUUCACUCGAAUUUUCGUGCUUGAGGAGCUUCUUAAACACAUUCGAGACUUGAUAUUCCGCGCUAAAGAGGAUCCGCAUCACCUUGUUACGAUCCGAGCGAAGCUAAACCAAGCUACGAACGACCUUAUUCUGUUUACAGACACGCUAGGAUACCUUCUCGAGUCGCUGGAAUUUGUCAAAAUUCCUCAAAAAUCACCCAACGCGAGUGAAGAAGAAGAGUCAAUCUUCAGCUACCUCGAUCUCAAGAAACAGCACCACGAUAUUUUACUGCGAGCUCGCGAUUUAGAGAAACUUGUACACGGUGCAAAAUAUGAGAUAGUUAACUUACGACAGAUGGCAGAAGUGCUCAACACCUCGGAACUCGAAGAUAUCUUCAAGACUGUCGAGGGCAAUACCAAGGCGCUUGCGGACUCUUCCUUAACGGUGGAACAUUGCGGCUCAUCGCUUGAAUUGGUGCAAGUGCUGCUUGCAGGAAGCUUCGCCUUUACCCUCCUGGAUAGGAUUCCAGGAGGUAGUUUGAAUGUGGAUAUGCCCGAGUGGGUGGAGACAGCGUUCGCAAAGACUAUAAUUGAAAAACCUCUGCUCUUCUUCGUGCUCAACAUUGUUUGGAUGGCUGGUUGUAUCUACGCUUUGAUACGAUACAAGAAGAAAAAAAGUCACGAAGUUGAAUACGGGCGACGAACACUACGUAUCAAAGUGAACAAAGCCAUUGAUAUUGAAAAAUUCGAGAUAUUCCUAGGCACUCGCGUACUAGACAAGCAAGAGAGUGUCUCUCAACUUGCGUCGGAAGUCCGUCGUGUGGUGUGGAAAGAUCUGGGGCUUCAAGCUUGCAAUGAUGAGCGGGCUCACCCGCGUAGAAGUAUAGCGUACGCUAAAGGUUCUUUAACGUGGAAGCACAAACUGACGGACGCCAUUAUGGCAAGACUGGGGAAGUGGAAAGCACGAAAAAACAGAAGCAGAGAAGCAGCUAAUGUUGCUGCGUCGGUAGGCAACGCGUCGCCUCUCAGUGCCGGCGCGGCUACGGGUAUGCUAGAACCCGGAAUACCCGUGGAAGUCGAAGUUGAGUAUGACAGUCGCUACGGUUUCCUGCUCUUUGUCACGCUUAAUUUUCAUAUUCGAGAGAAGGAGGUUCCAUUAUCUGAACGACUUCGAAGCUACGUAGCCCAAAUGACAGAACGUGUUCGACUUGGAGGAAGAACAGCACCUAAACCUAAGCGAAUGGCGGAUGAAUCCAUCUGUCCUCGGAAUGAGACUCUGAUCAUGGAGCAAGAGUUGAUGAGCUGGUUCGCUAUGGAAAUGAAGCAACACGGCGUCAUCAAGAGUGUCGACAUGUUUCUGACUGCGCUUUAAGAUCAGUAAGAAAUAAGUCUUGAGUAGAUAUGGAAAAAAAUGAAAG
Molecule: messenger RNA, 1489 nt
Organism: Phytophthora nicotianae INRA-310
Lineage: Eukaryota; Oomycota; Peronosporomycetes; Peronosporales; Peronosporaceae
Exons: 2
Coding region: 1-1443 (480 amino acids)
Source: RefSeq, a predicted model, not a curated record